Peronospora matthiolae is the source of this 393-nucleotide messenger RNA. NCBI's taxonomy places the organism in Eukaryota, Oomycota, Peronosporomycetes, Peronosporales, Peronosporaceae. The record is from the annotation of a GenBank genome assembly.
AUGGCGAUCAGCUGGAGCGCCAAGAAACAAGGUGGCGUGUCCCUCUCGACAAUGGAAGCCGAGUUUGUGGCGGCGUCAGAGAUCGCUCGUGAGCUGCUGGGCGUGCGCGAGAUGCUUAUCGAGAUUGGAAUGGCGCCAGAGUUACCGAUGUUGAUGCACGUCGACAAUCAAGCGGCAAUUCGACAGCUCGAGGGUGAGGCGUCGUCACUCAAGGCAAAGCACAUUGACGUGCGAGUCAAGUUUGCCUGCGACUUUGCUCGGCGCGGGAUCGUGCGUGCGCAGUAUGUGAGAUCGGAGCUAAUGCUCGCUGAUCUGCUCACGAAGGCACUUGACCCACACAAGCUGGCGACGAUGCGCACUUUGGUGCACCUCGGUUUGAACGGUAAGUCGUAG